AUGCCUCCGAAGAAGAAACCUACCCACAAGGCCAGAAAGGGAGAGCUGGUAUUCCUUGAGAGGCCGCGAGAGGGACCCAUCCAUUGCUAUGAAACUCUUCUACCUUCGGCCGAGAAUCCAAGACGUGUUCCUACGAAACCUGUAGACCACACCACCUCUGCUGCCUGGGUGUGCCCACAAUUUGAAACAACUAAGUCAGUGGUGUUGACAGCAUGCCAGAAGAAGCAUCGUGGUCCUCACAAACCCCAGAAUCAGGAUGCCAGCCACGGUUUGCUUCAUGCAGGGGGAGCUUGCCGAAGACCUAUAGCCUGCAAAUUUCCUCCUUUAACUUUUGAGACUCCAGAAGGGUAUGCAGUCCACCCCUCGGAUUGUCCGAAUCGCGUGAGGAAGAACACACAGCACUCUCGCAGCCAGCCCAAGAAAGGGACAGCAGCGAAGGCCAACAUCCAGGCGAACAGUCCGGAGAACUGUAGAGAAACACCUUUGUUGCCUGUGGAGCCAGAAGUCUCGAGCCCACCAGAUGUGGAGACUCCACCGGUGCCUUCUGUGAGGAACUGGAGACGCAGCAGCGCUCUGCCGCCAAGUAGCCGCCGUGCCUGGCAUCCAGAAAAAGAUCUGGCAUUCGGAAUUGAUCCCUGCGGGAGCGGGGAGUCGGGAGCCGUGCUGGUUACCGACACUCCCGAGCACGAGUACGGAGUAAGGGUUACCUGGAGGCGGCGGCCUCGUCUAAUGCAAUACCUGCGGGAGAGGGGGAAGCUGAGCGCUGCCGACAUCCUGGUGAAGGCGAGCCCCGAGCUCCCCGGGAGACAGGCCGACGUCUGGCUCGGCGGCAGCCCUAACUCCCGUAGGUGCAGAGACACUUCCGAGUAG
This is a messenger RNA of Haliaeetus leucocephalus (bald eagle), 870 nucleotides long. RefSeq names its product RAD9-HUS1-RAD1 interacting nuclear orphan 1 (gene RHNO1). Bases 1 to 870 code for a protein of 289 amino acids. NCBI's taxonomy places the organism in Eukaryota, Metazoa, Chordata, Aves, Accipitriformes, Accipitridae. The record is from RefSeq and is a predicted model, not a curated record. The transcript is spliced from 2 exons. Gene Ontology annotation, cellular component: chromosome; nucleus. Gene Ontology annotation, biological process: recombinational repair; cellular response to ionizing radiation; DNA damage checkpoint signaling.